GAGAGGAGACUGUUCUUGACUGUGUAGCUGCGCUGUCGUUCGCUAUCUGAUAGCAGCAGGUCCUGGAACCACUAAAGGUCAAACUGUGACCAUAACAAACAUCGAUAGAGAGAGAGUUAUUAUCAUCUUAUACUGUUCAUCAUGAGCUACUCCCCACUCAACCUCCGAAUGUUUAUUUACAUGUACAUCAUGUUGCUAGGCAACGAACUGAUAUUCAAAACAAGUACACAUGUAGCAGAGGCAGCAGAUUUGACCAGUGUCCACCCGACCAGUAGCCCUUAUGCUGGCGGCACGACAUUUCAUGUUAAUGGAACAGGGUUCCUGAAUAUACCUGAACCAAGAUGCCAAUUGACAUUGUCAAGUUUAUUAGCAAUAACAUUUGAUGUUAAUACUAUCAUUAAUAAUACGUACAUGACGUGUGUGGUACCAGCUGUCAGUUCAGAGCAGAUAUCGUCAAUCAAAGAAAAUGGAAACAACACAAUGCUACUGUCAGUGAAAGGAGCAGCUGGCCACAUUAAUAUAACAAUGUUUGACUUGGGGACCAUAAACGUCACAUCCAUCCAACCAAACUGGGGCUACAGGACAGAGUCGACAAUUGUUAAUCUCUAUGGUAACGGAUUUGUAAACACCACUAGUAUUACGUGUAACAUUGGGACGACCUCAUUCCCUGGAGUCUAUUACAAUACCAGUCGCAUUCAGUGUGAGCUACCGCCACAGUCAAUGACAUAUCAAGUUAUCCUUGACGUAUACUUGAAUGGUCAGACUGUAUCAAGACUAUCAACUUUAGACUAUAACAUAACAAACUUGUUUACAUAUUUUGCUACUCCUCCUCAUCCAGUGUCCUCCUCAUAUGAGCCGUCAUACUCAUCAAUAAUCCUCACUUUCGACAGAGAAGUUGAAAUAGGAGGAGAAGAGCUUAAUUCUACAAGCAUUUCUAAUAGUAUAAACUGUAAUCUUAUAUUUACCAGCAGUUCAGUAGAGUCGCUUGGAGACAGAGCGAAAUGUGAUUGGUUGAACACGCUACAAAGAGGCAUAGAGAUAAAACUGGGUAUCAACAAUACAAUAAACCCUGGCUCAGUACUUGGCUUGAUACAUAAUAGCUUACGUACCCGUUAUGUAGCAUUCUCUAAGCAUUCUCAAGGAAACGUGACUGUACAAUCUAACAGAGUUGAUCUGCUACCAGUAGCAAUCAUAGAACACCCACAAACCAUACCAACUUGUGGUAAUAUAACCCUGCAUGCCUCAAGCUCUCUAUAUCCUGGACCAGCUCCAAUGCUUUAUGAAUGGAAUAUAACCAGUACUGAUACUAUUGGAUCAGGAUCAGAAGAUGAACUGGAGUCAUUAUACUCAAUACAAGAUGCACUACCAAAAGGUUUCACAGAGCAAGCAACCAUUACUCUAUCAUCAUCAUUAUUUACUGAUUAUACCGACUAUACUUUCACUUUAACUGUCCAGAAUUAUUUAGGACACAAGGACACAAAAAACAUCACUUUAACAAAAGAUCCAACCACAGACCCCAACACACCUCUGAUAACAGUGAUUGGUGGAAGAGAGAAGAGAAUAGCUCCAAAUAAAGAGCUAUUAAUAGAGACAAUGCUGGUGAAUUAUUGUAUGAUAUUAAACUCUUCGUUGUACUAUCAAUGGCUGCUACAAACUGAGAACAUGAGUUUUGUCCCUCUUACGGGGUUUACCAGUCGCCAUGUUACCUUUAAAUCACCUCUAAUCUUGCUCCCCCCUCACACGCUGAGAGAACAGGAUCAUUACCUGUUGACAAUAAGUGUCACAUCAGGAACACUCACGACUAACAUAACAAGUAAUGUCACUUUGAUCUUGAGCAGAGAAUCAGCUAAGAUAGACAGCUCUGUCAUUCAAGGUGGCAAUGUUGUUCUUUAUGAUGUGAAGGACAACAUUCCAUUGAGAUUAGAUAUCAAUCCUAGUUUGGGACAAACAGCUCAUGAAAAUGAAGUUAUUUGGAGUUGUAGAAAUGAGAUGAAUAAUGGCACUUGUGGUGGAACUGGUAUCUUUCACCAACACUCUUCAUUUCAGAACUAUAUACCUGGCCUCUUACUAUCUGCUGGUUCGUAUGAAAUAACGGCAAGUUUCUAUAGUCAAUCAAUUCAAUAUAAUACCAGCCAGAAGAUUAUCAUAAGUAAUAUCAAUAAUGAUAGUAACGUUACUUUAGUGUAUUUGAUGGGAUCAUCAACGCCUGUGGCCACUCAUAGAACGACUGCAAUAAGAGGGAGAGUGAGAUCAGUUGGAAGUGGAUCAGUGACAUGGAACUGUAUUAGAACAGCAGGAUAUGCUUAUAUAAAUAUCAGUGACACUCUUGGGCCAAAUAAAACUUCAAUUAGAAUAACAAGCUACUUAGAAUCAAUCAGUGAAGAGAACCACGCCCUCCUUUCUUCAUCGGAACACAAAGGUUUCUCAAACCCAGUAGCACUCGUAAUACCAGGAGGUGCUCUGCUACCUAAUAACAAAUACAAAUUCCGUUUGUCGUCUUUUAAAGAAAGCGGAGAAGAUGAAGGAGGGAGAUAUGCUGAAGUUGACGUAUAUACUGGCUCUCCUCCAUCAUCAGGUCAGUUACUAGUAGAACCUUUAAAUGGAGGUUCAGCAUUGAUAACACUGUACACAAUAAGGGCUAUUCAUUGGACUGAUGAACAUGAUGAUAUGCCAUUGAAGUACAGGUAUGGAUAUUCUCUUAGUCACAAUAUAUCGGAGAUAACAUGGAUGACACCAAUAACCGGCAGAGAUCAUAUCUCUAGUAUUCUUCCAACACCAGCUCAUGAUAAUUCCAGUCUAUUAGUAGCUAUGGAGGUGUUUGAUACUAAAGGAUCGGUCAAUAUGGCAUGGAAGUCUAUUAGUAUUUCACAACCAGACACAGUAUUAGACCUGACGGGUUUAAUGGAGAAUAUUCAGAGACUCUCUCUACUUGAGAAAAGGUGGAUUGAAGGACUAGCGAGUUUGACAGUUCUUCUUUCAUCAGUGAGCAAUGCUACUGGUAACAUGGUAGCUGGAGGUGAGGACAGUGUGAGGUAUUUUAAAAUAUCAUCUAUUGAUCUUGCUCUAAAUCUUUUAUCAACACAAUUACCACAUCAUAAAGCAUUCACUUCAAUAGUACUCAAUAUAUUGAAACUCUCACUGUCUCCAGGUAUUCAGUUACCAAUGGACACAGUGGCAUCAUUAUUGAAAGGAAUGGAGACCAUAGUUACCAGUUAUACUGCUAGUAGUGGUGUAUUUCUUGAUAAUGGAGUUUCAAGGCAAGAGGCUGAGCUGAUUCUAAGCAUUUACAAUCAAUUGGGAGAAUCACACCGAACUAAUGAAAUCAAUUAUGAUCAAUAUCGCAUUAUAUCAAAUCAAAUUGAUUCAAGCUAUCAAGCAAUAUCAGAUACAAUAGGAUAUGGUCUUUGCCAGCAGUUAGAAGCACAGGACGAAGCUAUAUCAUUAACAAGUCCAUACUUUGGAGUCCUGAAGGUCUACUACAGCAUACCACCAUGGGGCUUCAACAUUGCAUGUGAUGAUGGAGAAGUCAAUUGUCCUGUUUUCACCAGCUCUGUAACAUUUGGUGAGAAGGUUUUUAAAGAAUACGUCCAAAGAUACUGCACAACAUUGAGUUCUUUGGGUAACUUGACAAGUUGUGAAGGAGUUUGCAUGAUAAGUAGACAGGCCGUCCUCAAUUCCCAUUGGAACGGAAACCCAUUCUCUAAUCACAUCAAAUCCCAACCAGUUAGGAUAGAUGUAUUCAGUAAAGAGGGAGUUACUGAUAGUCUAAUGACGAAUGUCUCAGUUCUCCUCUCACUGUAUUAUCCAAUCAGUGACAGUGGAGCCAUUGAGUGUGUCUAUUGGAAUAAUGUAACAGAGCAAUGGGCCCAAUGUAUUAACACUACUGUUGUUUCAUCUACUGUGGUUGAAUGCAGUUGUGAACUAUCAAAUGAAAUUGCUGUCAUUGAUAAGUGUCCAAGUGGCUACUAUGGAAGACGUUGCAAUGAAUUGUGUCCUCAAGGUCUAUGGGGGUAUGAGUGCUCACAGUUCUGUCGCUGCAAUCAAAGAGGAACCUGUUCACAAGUUAACGGAGACUGUGACUGUGAACCAGGCUGGGCUGGAGACAGCUGCCAAACAAAGUGUGAGCCUCCACACUGGGGCAAGGGAUGUCUUGAGGAUUGUUUGUGUGAGAAUGGACUCUGUGACUUUAUUAAUGGAUCCUGUGAUUGCUAUGAUGGAUGGGUUGGAGCAACAUGCAAUGAAAGUUGUUCUGAUGGUUUCUUUGGAAAGUAUUGCUCACAAAAUUGCACUUGUCGUUCUCCUGAAGAAUGCAGCCCGAUAACUGGCUACUGUACCUGUCAAGCGGGUUAUACUGGUUCUACUUGUUACAAUAUCUGUCCAGAAGGAUCCUAUGGAUUCAAUUGCAGCAUAUCGUGUAACUGUAGCGUUAACGGAACCAGCAGCUGUGAUAAUGUGAAUGGAACCUGCUACUGCCUGGAUGAAUGGACUGGAGAUGACUGUGACGAACCAAUAUUUUCUCCAGUAUCAACUACAGCACCAGAAGGAAUACAAAUAUGGUGGAUAUUGCUACCAGUCCUUCUAAUACUGAGCAUUGUAGUGAUUGCUGUGGUAUUAGCUGUUAUACUUGUACUGAAGAAUAAAUCAAACAAGAGGAAGUUAAAGAUACAACCGAUUGAUCCAUCAGCAGCUCCAGUUGAAGAUACUGACAUCGAAGGGGAUGAGAACUCACUUACAAUAACACGAUCAAAAUCACUUGUACGAGUCAUCAGAAGGAAACAGCUUCAAUCAGAGACAGGAGAAGUUGGACAGUUCAAGGAGCCAGAAAAGAUUGGUUCUAAACUGAGGUGGCAGAUAAUCAAAUUAAUUCCGGUUGAAAAACCUAAAAAAUCGGAGACUCAGAAAGAAGAUGAUGACUCCACUUCUGAGAAUGAGUUGCAAUUAUGUUUAGAAGAAUCUGACGAGUUUGAGGAGGAGAUAUAUUUGAAAGGAGUCUAUUUGGAGCCGACUUCGACUCUUAAAGACCUCAGGAAUAACUUUAUUGAUAGCAAUCAGCUGGAGACCAGUGAUGUUUACUUUCAGUUUCUGAAUUCUGAUACACCUGGUGACCUCGUUCAAAUUGAUAACGAGGAAGAAAUAAAACUGGAGAGAUUUGAAGAAAGAGAGAAGACACUGUACAUACAAGCAAUUGAUAAAAAUGCAAUUAUUCUUGAGCUUUGUGUGUGUGGUAAGUUUGCAGAGCUGGAAUGUACUGACUGUCGAGGUAAAGGAUACUGCUCAGAGACAUGCCAAACUGAUGACUGGCCGGACCAUGUUAGGACCUGCAGGGUAAUGAGUGCAAGAAGAAAAGAAGAAAGAAGACAGAGAAAGCAAAGUAGAAGAGAGAAAAGGAUCGAGAAACUGCAAAGAACCGGUUUCACACCUAACCCAGAUAUCUGUCGAUGUGGGAAACUAUCAGAGUAUGAGUGCUCAAGCUGCGGAAUGCAAGGAUACUGCUCUUACGAGUGCCAGAUUAAAGACUGGAAGUAUCACAAACUGCUUUGUACUCAAAGAUAAGCUAAUAAUGAAUAAUUUGAAUUGUAUAUCACAUGCUAUAUGAUAAUUGUGUAAUUUUAUAUCUUAAAAGUUAUAAUACUCGCUUGUAACAUAA
Messenger RNA from Amphimedon queenslandica, 5647 nucleotides. RefSeq lists its product as uncharacterized. The transcript has 10 exons. NCBI's taxonomy places the organism in Eukaryota, Metazoa, Porifera, Demospongiae, Haplosclerida, Niphatidae. Gene Ontology annotation, molecular function: scavenger receptor activity. The record is from RefSeq and is a predicted model, not a curated record. The coding region runs from base 142 to 5553 and encodes 1803 amino acids.